UACCGCAACCUUCUUACAUUAUACACUGAAUUGGUAUUUAUUCACCUCUUUUACGCAUAUGCUGCUUAUACGUGAUCACCAAGGCAACUCAACCAAAACAAAGACCAACCCCCAAAAGCGUUCAUAUUGAUUAGAACACUAUACGCGUAUAAUACGUUGUGACAAAAAUGACUUCUAAAAUCAGUACUAACGGAACGCAAAGAUUACCGGAGCCUGUUUCCGAACAUGAAGCAGUUCCGCCUCCCCCACCCACGGCGGCGGGCAGACCCAGACCCCCGACCUCGCAGCUUUUUUCACGCGGCAAUCUGGCAAGCAGUAGGGCAACCGGAGGCGAAAAAUCAGGUCUUGCAAGACCAUCAACAGCAGUCCGGGCUGUGGGCUACGCUGCUAAUUACGGGUCUGCUCAUCAAAGGUUCGAACAAUUUUUCCUGGAGAAGGCAAAGCAACAAACGCUCUCGUCAAGAGUCGCUGUGGAUGCCAUGAAGGAUGUAAACCCACAAAUGAAGUAUAAAAAUCUGGAGGAAAAAAUUGUGAAGCUCUUGGAGUCAUCUAUAGUUUUGGCCUGGCAAAGCUCAUCCAAUAAAUUAUUGAACGUGGAUGCAAAAUUGUCCGAGGCAUUAAAUAAAGCCAAGGAAGCAUUCUCAUUGGAUAGAACAUUACACCAAUUUCGAGACCAGCACGGUGAAAAUGUUUACCACAACUUCGAUUUGACAUAUGCGGUUUUUUUUAAUCUCGCGGAGCAAUACGAACGUAGUGAGAUGCACAUCGAAGCCCUCAAUACCUACAGCAUUAUGGCCAAAAACAAGAUGUUUCCACACGUCAAUCAGCUAAAACUAAAUAUGGGUAACAUAUACUACAGCAUGGGUAUUUACCAAAAGGCGGUUAAAAUGUACCGCAUGGCCCUUGAUUCUGUACCAAAGAGCUUAAGUCAGUUAAGGCUAAAGAUCCGUGAAAACAUUGGAGUCCUUUUUAUUCGCAUGGGCUCUUAUUUAGAUGCUGCUUCUAGCUUUGAGUUCAUCAUGACGGAGCGGGCAAACAUUAGAAGUAGCAUUCACCUCUUACUCUGCUACUACGCCUUGGGAGAUGUGGAGAAGGUAAAGUUGGCCUUUCGGAGACUUUGCGAUGUCCAAACCGAAGCAAUAGAAUCGGAUACGGAGAGUGAGACGAAUAUCAUUAAACUUCAACAGCAGGCUGAGCCAAUUCAACAAAUUGGCGAAACCGACGUGCACCAGUCUUUAGACAACGGACAAGUCCCGGGCUCGGUUAUUAGGGCAGAAGGUGGCGGUAAACUGAACGAGACUGUGAAGUUUGCAUCCACAAUGAAACAUCGUUAUGUUGUCCAAGCACUUAAGAAAGACGAGUUGGCCAUAUAUAGAAAUGAACGUCGUAAUGCCGUUAAACGAUCUAUUACAAUGAUUGUAGACUUAAUAUCACCUUUCAUCGAAGAUAAUUACAACGAUGGGUAUAAUUGGUGCAUUGAGAUCAUCAAAACUUCAAAUCUUGCAUGGUUGGCCAACGAACUUGAACUCAACAAAGCCUUAGUAUAUCUCCGACAAAAUGACGUUCAUCAAGCAAUUGAGACGUUACAAAUUUACGAUCGUAAGAGUGAGGGAUCCAUGACCGCCAGCGCUCUGACCAACCUGAGUUUUAUUUAUAUUAGUUUAGGCAACCUUGAAAUGGCCUCCCACUGCGUUAACCAGUUACAAGAAAUCGGAUCGCUAAAAAACAAUGCGUUAGGAUUGAUCAACGCCGGCAUAGUGGAAUUGGGCUCGCACAACCUAAUAUUAGCAAGCGAACGGUUUGAGAGAGCUCUGCAACUACAGCCGAUGAACUUUGAAGCCAGGUACAAUCUUGGACUAGUGGCAUUGGCGCAGAAUGAUUAUGAACUAGCCGAGGAACGUUUCGAGUUGCUAAAGGAACAACUUAUGAUGCCCAGCUCAGUUCAGCACAGUCAUGUAUUUUAUCAGCUUGCCAAGCUGCAGGAGCGCAGGUUGGAAAGCGGAUUCAAAUCUAAUUUUACGCCAGGAGCGGCUCUUCAGGCCUACCUUCAGCUAGUUGGCAUUUCUGCCUCUGACAUCGAUUCAAGGCUGUUUGAAAAGGUCGGCUCGCUUUACGAGCAGAUUCAAGACCAUCAAGAAGCAAAUCAGUACUAUAACGAGGCGUACCGCAUAAACAUGAGCGACAUCGCAAUCGCAAGCUCAAUCGGUUCAUAUUACAUCAAGCUUCAGGCCACGGAACGGGCACUUUAUUACUAUGAAAGAGCGGUCUUAGCAGAUCCUAAUGAUCCCAACCUAAUGUUACGUAUUGCCAGCUGCUUUCGCAACUCAUAUCUCCCUACGAAACAAUACCUGGGCCUUUUUCAAAAGAUACACGCAAGAUUUCCAGACAACCUAACUUGCAUACGGGCUCUUAUGCAAGUUACUAAGUCACUGGAAUUACGGGACCUGCAUGAGAGGUAUGCAUCGGAAUAUAUCCGUCUGCAAAGCCAGCAGAAGGAACAUCAGAGCGAGCAUCGAAACCAGCGAUUCCCUUCAGCGGCAAGGUUUAGCAACCGCUUGCCAUCUAUCAGACAGUCAAAUGAAGAACACUUGAAAGGUGGUGAGCAUUUUAAUAGCGUAGCUCCUACCCACAGCCCCUACACGUCCAGUAAAGUUGUGGCACACCGCUGCGAAUUUUGUAUCCUAUUAUACUUUAUAUCAUUACAGUUCUGCAGUUUGAUCCUUUGGGACCUCCCGCAGAACGUCCCAAAACUGGACGACCACUACAAAGCACAGACGAUGUUGAUGACGACGCGGAAAUGAAUGCCGAAAUCUUAUUGCCUAUUUGAAGAAAUCCUAUUAUAUUUUUAGACAAGUCUGCAAUUGGUGCAAUACUACACGAAAACAAUAUAUAUUUUUACUUUUCCAAUAUGCAUAUACAUAAGUUAAUCGUUUACAUUUUGGAUAAUUCGAUUUUAGGUUCAACGUUGUUUGACAAGCGUAAACUGAUAAAAAGAAAAAUUUUCUGAAUAAACAAAAAAAUGCUAUGGCCGAGUACCCCGACUAGCAGAUACCCGUUAAUAAUAAAUAACAUAUACUAAAUUACUAAAUAACAAAUACUACUACAGAUAGCGUAUGCCAAUGUAUCUUGUCUAAAAGGGAACUAUAUUCUUUUUACGAUAAUAAAACAAAAGAGAAUGCUGUAGUCGACUUCCUCGACAAUUAGAUACCCGUUACUCAGCUAGUAGAAAUGCGAAAUUUCACCAUUUUCUGGGUUAUCGAUAGAUACUCGUGAAUAAAAUAAGACAACAUUUAAAAUUAAAGUUACAAUGUGCGAUCUUGGCAAUUUUGUGCGGUUUGUCGGCGCUAGAGUGGCCGUGGCAACAUGGCUCAAACUUGCGCUCCGUAUAUGUCUCUAGAAUAUGUAUGCUGUAUCUCAACCUCCUAGCUUUUAAAGUUCUCAUAUAUUCUGAUCAAGAAUGUAAAUACUUUAUAUGUUCUGAAACGCUUCCUUCUGCCUGUAACAUACUUUUCAACGAAUAUAGUAUACACCUUUACUCUAAGAGUAACGGGUAUAACAUUCGAAAGAUUUUUAAAAAGUGUGUGCAGUUUGUAGGCGCGGAGAGGUCGUGCCCUAUAAAUGUGUUUGAUAUUUUGAUAGAAAUUGGCAAGGCAAAUUAUAAAAUAAAAAAGUAAACAUAUUGUAAUAUUUUUUAACUUUUAAUCUUUUAUAAGUCCCGAGAAUUUAAAGUUCACACAGGUGGACAGAAGGACAUGGCAAGAACUUGGCUAGAUAAAGAAUAUAUAUACUUCCUAGUAGGCGUGGCAAGUUUAGGAGACAAGCAUGCGCUUCAACCUUUUGCCUUCUACCUCCUAUCUUGUACUCCAAGAGUAAUGAGAAUUAUCGUUUCUGACAGUUCAAAAGAUCAUCCCGCAACUUGUCGGAGAGAUUUUACAAGAAAAAAAUGCUGCCCAAUUGACAGCAUUGCAACUGACAACGCACAAAGAUAAUACAAAUGCACUUACCUAAAAAACAUAUCUGCUGCUAAUUCUUUACUAUAUCAACUCUAAUUUAAAUGUCAUUUUACUCUACCCUACAGCUUAUAGGUACUGUUAAAGAUUUAUUAUUUAAUUACAAACAUAAUGUAUAUUUCAGUUAGGCAACCUAGAAAUGCGUUAACACCAGUUACAUAAAAUCGGAUCGCUAAAAAACAAUGCGUCAGGAAUGAUCGACGCCGGCAUAGUGGAAUUUGGCUCGCACAACAUAAUAUUAGCAAGCGAACGGUUUGAAGGAGCUCUGCAACUUCAGAAUGAUUAUGAACUAACCGAGGAACGGUUGAGUUGCUAAAGGAACAACUUAUGAUGUCCAGCUCAGUUCAGCACAGCACAGUCAUGUAUUUUAUCAGCUUGCCAAGCUGCAGGAGCGCAUAGUUUCAUCUCAACAGGAAAAGCACUAUUAUUAACCAAUUAAAAUUAUUUAAAAAAUUAAAGAUACAAAAAAUUUAAGAUUUUUUCCAUAAGCCCCUUUCCGGCAUUUUGUUUGUUUUUAAAUCUUAUUUAUUACAGUUUCAAGGACAGGAGUACAAACAUUUCUAUGCCCCUAUAAUAAUGGUUAAAAAAUAUAACAUUUGAGUAGAAUUUAUACUUGUUGGUAUUGCGUACAUGUUUUUUCCUUAACGAUAGAAGAGUCCUCUGUCAAAUCACCUUUUUGGGGUUAACACGGUAGCUUCAUUAAAGAGAUUGAUUUAUUUAGAAAAAUGUUUAUUUAUUUUACAUUUACAUUGCUCAAGCCAAUUAAAUAAAACACAAAUAUAAGCAUACAAGAACCAAUAUCGGACACUUACGAAGACA
Molecule: messenger RNA, 4829 nt
Organism: Drosophila mauritiana
Lineage: Eukaryota; Metazoa; Arthropoda; Insecta; Diptera; Drosophilidae
Gene: nompB
Product: intraflagellar transport protein 88 homolog
Exons: 7
Coding region: 168-2801 (877 amino acids)
Biological process (GO): intraciliary transport; non-motile cilium assembly
Cellular component (GO): centriole; ciliary base; non-motile cilium
Molecular function (GO): kinesin binding
Source: RefSeq, a predicted model, not a curated record